Molecule: messenger RNA, 1045 nt
Organism: Daphnia magna
Lineage: Eukaryota; Metazoa; Arthropoda; Branchiopoda; Diplostraca; Daphniidae
Exons: 4
Coding region: 118-768 (216 amino acids)
Source: RefSeq, a predicted model, not a curated record
AACUUGGUUGGCUUUCGCCUGUCAAAAAAAAAUUCAACCCGAUGGAAUAGCACAUUAUAUGAACUGCAAAAUUUCCUCAAGGCAAUUCAAACUGAUACAACUCUUCUCACACGCCUCAUGGCAGUAAAAAAGCACGGAACUCUUACUGCCUAUCAGCAAAUUGUGCUUAAGGAAAUCGUGGCCAUCCUCAAGCCGUUUGAAGCUGCAUCAAAUGAUUUUCAGGCGGACUUCGAAACCGUUGGAAAUGUUAUUCCUGCAUAUCUAGGUUUGAUGAACGCUCUUACUCUUACAGUCAGGGACAGGAACGGAGUACAGAUCCCGAAUCCAAAUAGCCGACUCACAACAUUGGUUAAAUAUUGCAAGGGCUUCGUGGCGGGAUUGCGAUUAUCUUUAGAACGACGUUUUUUAUUCAUCCUGCGCGAUGUCCAUUACGUUAUGGGCUCAAUAUUUGAUCCGAGGUUCAAGCUGGCUUGGAUUACGUUGGCAGGAUUGAACGAAACGGCCGUGGUAAAAGCGGUUGCUGCUGAAAUUGAGCUGCGAUAUCACAUUCUUCGUACUAGAAAAGUUGACAGUGUUUGUUUACCAAAUCCACAAACUCAAGUUCAAACAGACGAUGCCUGCGUUUCUCCUCCUAACAAUUUAGCCGGACCACCAUCAUCAACUCGCAAGAGACGAUUGAGUCAGUCCCUAUAUUCACCAGUAAUUGAGGUACCAAGACCUCGUUCGGUGAUUGGGCCUGCCAAAGCCUUGGAAGAGUUCGACGUUUAGUUGAAAGAAGACAUCAUAGACAUGGAAGUUCCAUUGGAUCCAAUGGAUCCCAACAGUGAGCUUGAAAUCGGAAGAGAUGUUGUAAGCGUGGCUGCAUCCUCAGGUUCUGUCGAACGGGCAUUCAGUGUGGCUUCCGAUAUAUUAACGGCCAAACGGUCUGCCAUGAAACCCGAUCUUUUUUCUAACUUAAUGCUCAUUAAGUGUAAUGCUGGACUUAACGUAGGCUCAUUUGAUGAAUAAAUGAAAAGUAAUGCUGAAAAUGAAUUUCCACGCAAAA